GCAGCCAAACCUGCAGCCAGAGCUGCUCAGGCACUGGCCAUUAUCAGCUGGUAGACCAGGGUUGUCACAGGUGUUUGAGAGCAGAUAGGAUGCAUCUUCAGGAGGAUCUUUGUGACCACAGUUCCCUGUCAGUCCCACUCAGGGCUUUGCGGGCUGUGAUAGAGCUGAUGAGAGUGAGAGCUGCUUUGUGUUGCUGGUGUUUUCAGCCUCUUUCAGGGGCAGGAGAGAAAGGCAGGGGUGUUCCCCAUGGAGGGCGAUGAAGGAGAGUCUUCAUCACCUCCUUUAGGAAGUUCUGGAGCAUCCCUGUUAGAUGAGGAAAGGGCAGAGUAACACAGAGACAGAGAUUUUUUUUUUUUUUAAUUAACUCCAAUGAGCCAGGAAGAUUUGAACAGAGCAGCUGCCCCUGAUAUGGGAGAUGGAGUCCAGGGUGGCACUAUAUGAGAGCUGAGAGGCACUGAAUUCAGCACAGUGAGUAAAACCCACCAGCAGCACCUCACCAAGGUGAGGACCGACUCUUUCCUCCACUUGGUGCAGCAAGGGCAGGAGAAGGAGUGGGUAGAAGGGGCACCAGCUCUGGGUAACCAGAUGCCUGCUGCGGGUGUGGGGACCGGCUGCUGGAGCACUCCUAGGAGCCGGGCUGGCUGACAGGCAGAGGCAGUCAGCAUCGCCAGCAGAGAGCAGGGAUUUGGCAUCAGCUCAGCUGGGAGGUUAUUUUUUAUUUUUUUUCCCCCUCCAGGACAGCUGAUUCCAUCUAUUUUUAAUGAGCUUGCCCAGGUUGCGCAGUGAGGAGACAGAGCAGCGCCAGCAGCCAUAGACUGCGCUGGGGCAGCGGGCACCUGGCGCUCGUCCUCUCCUCACUACGGGCUAAGGACUGCCUCAGGGUGGGAGCGUGCCCCCCGGGGAAGGGUCCUCCUCAAUGCAGCUGCCCCUGAGCAUGGAGUCGAGCACGGAGGAGGAGAGCUGGCUGGAAGACCACUGGGAGAAAUGGCUUACCCACGACAUCAGCCUUGAGGAGUUUGAGGAUGAAGACCUCUCUGAGAUCACUGAUGAGUGUGGCAUCAGCCUGCACUGCAAGGACAGCUUGGCCACCCGGGGAGAGGCUGGUGCUGGAGGAGAACUCUGUGAUCUGCCAGGUCUGUUAGGACAGGGGCUGCAACCGUUCCCUGGAAUGAGGGGCCGCGUGAGCCGGUCGGGCGGCGCGGCGCGGGCUGCGGGCGGCGGGGAGGGAGGCCGACUGCAGGCCGAGAUGCUGCAGCUCGACCUGAUCGACGCCGCCGGGGACGCGCCGGCCGAGGAGCAGACGGCGCCCGCGCCCCUGCAAAAGGAGCCGCCGCCCGCCAGCACCGACAGCUACCGGCCCAAGCGCCCCACCACGCUCAACCUCUUCCCGCAGGUGCCUCGCAGCCAGGGACCCCGAGGAGCCGGUGGCACGUGGGAGCCACAUCCAGCUGGGGGGACGGGGACAGCAAAGGCCCCCCCCGGGCAGCUGGUCCCAACCAGCGUCCAGACCUGCGGAGAGGACACCCUGAAUAACAACUCUCUGGGGAAAAAGCACAGUUGGCAAGAGCGGGUGUCCCGGUCAUCGUCCCCUCUGAAGACGGGUGAGCAGACCCCUCCCCAUGACCACGUUUGCCUGAGUGAUGAGGUCAAUCACCAGAACAGCACAACCUCCACCAAAGACCGGGGCACAUCCACAGAAAGCCCGUGCCGGCGCACGGCAGCCACUCAGAUGGCACCUGCCUGUGUUGCCUCAUCCCGGCCCCCCGAGAAGCACCAGGCUGCCAGCCGACCCCCACCCCACGGUGCCAGCGUGGUGGUGGUGACGUCGAGGGCCCCCGAGGCCCACCGGGACCGCAUCCGCUACCAGACAGACGUGAGGCUGGAGGCCACUGAGGAGAUCUACUUGACACCCGUGCAGAAGAACUCGGACCCGCUGGAGACCGAAAAGCCGUUCUUGUCACAGUCCAGUGAGAACCGCAUGUCUAUCAGCUCUGACAUCGACACCUCCAGCUACUCAGCCCUGGCUGGGAAAACCAACCCCUCCAUCAGUGAGGAGGAUGAGGUGCUGGACUACAUGUCCUCUCCUGACAAGACGAGCCUGCCCCGGGCUUCCUGCGGUGGUGGGAGCAGUGGCUACCGGCCAGGCCAUGGCCUUCAGAGAGCAUCCGUCAGCUCGGACACCAGCGCCCUCUCCUACGACUCGGUCAAGUACACGCUGGUGGUGGAUGAGAACGUGCAGCUGGAGCUGGUCAGCCUCAAGCAGUGCUACUCGGGCUACAGUGACGAGAGUGACUCGGCUACCGUCUAUGACAACUGCGUCUCCUCACCCUAUGAGUCAGCCAUCGGCGAGGAGUAUGAGGAGGAUGCUCUGAAGCGCAACUCGGUCUGCCUCUCAGAGGACUCCACCCCUGAGGCAGACAUCCACUUCUCCAAGAAGUUCCUCAACGUCUUCAUGAGUGGCCGGGCACGCUCCUCCAGUGCUGAGUCCUUUGGGUUGUUCUCUUGCAUGAUCAAUGGUGAGGAGCAGGAACAGACCCACCGUGCUGUUUUCAGGUUUGUGCCUCGCCACGCGGACGAGCUGGAGCUGGAGGUGGAUGACCCUUUGCUGGUGGAGGUGCAGGCAGAAGAUUAUUGGUACGAGGCCUACAACAUGCGGACAGGGGAUCGGGGCAUUUUUCCUGCCUACUACGCUAUCGAAGUCACCAAAGACCCAGACCAUAUAACAGCUCUGGCCAAGAGCAACGACUGGGUGGACCAGUUUCGAGUGAAGUUCCUCGGCUCGGUGCAGGUUCCCUAUCACAAAGGCAAUGAUGUACUGUGCGCGGCCAUGCAGAAGAUUGCCACCACGCGCCGCCUCACUGUGCACUUUAACCCACCCUCCAGCUGUGUUUUGGAGAUCAGCGUGCGUGGGGUCAAGAUAGCUGUGAAAGCUGAUGACUCCAAGGAGCACAGCAAGGUAAACAAGUGUAGCCAUUUUUUCCAGCUGAAGAACAUUUCCUUUUGUGGAUACCAUCCAAAGAACAACAAAUAUUUUGGGUUCAUUACCAAGCAUCCUGCUGACCACAGAUUUGCCUGCCACGUCUUUGUCUCAGAGGAGUCCACGAAGCCUCUGGCGGAGUCUGUAGGGAGGGCUUUUCAGCAAUUCUACAAGGAGUAUGUGGAGUACACGUGCCCCACGGAAGACAUCUACCUGGAGUAGGGGCUGGCAUAGGCACCUGCUGCACAGCCAGGGCUGCAGUCUCGCCUCUUCUGCGUCGUGCAUGGACAAGAGCUGCUUUGAGAUUGGAAGAGGGCCCUGAGAGCUGUUCCCUGGACCCUGUGCUGCCUCUUUUCAUGGCUCCCCUUCCUCAGGCUGGGGGUGAUGGGAGGGGGGAGGGCUGGACAAAUCGUGUUUAUCGUACAAAAUACUUAGUUUAUUCUAUUUGAGAAGUGCCCACUGGCUGCCCAGUCUGUGAUUGCUGGAGGGGUUGGCAUUCUCCAGCCCUUCAAUGAUGCAAGCUGGGGUGAAAACAUCUCCUCGCUGUGACCAUGGCUCAGUUUCCCGUCACAUCCCUCAGGGGUGACUUCUAAUGCACUGGUGGAGUCAGACUCUUGCAGGAUGAAGACACAGAAGCUACAGCCAACAAGAACUGUAUGAUGGCUCCUGCCAGGGCAGAGACCAUCAUUUCUCUGCCUGGCCCCGGGGACGAGGCUGCUGGACAGGAAGGAUAGAGCCCAGCAUCUCCUCUUUGACUGCCAGAGAAAGGAUGAAUGAGCUGAGACAGCUCACCCCUGCCUCUGCCCCCAUCCCUCCUCUCUUGUAUCCAUGCCCUGGGGAAAGGAAGAUUUCCUCCUACCUCUCUGCAGUGACCACACCAUGGGGAAGGGAGCAUUUCUCUGUCCUUGUCCCCCUCUAUCCCCUCCAGCUGCAGGUGGCAGAGGCAGGACAGGGCUGAGCUUCCCUACUGCGGUGGUUCUCAGCCCUGUGCAGACUGGGGUGCCUGCCAGAGCAGGGAAGGGCUAAUGCCUGCAGGGAGCCGUACACAUCUCCAGGGAGAUACAAAAGCUCUCCUGCUCCCUGCCAGCGGUCUCUGUGCUUCAGCUGGAUCUGCUGUGAUGGCAACUAUUAAAUAUGAUGGUUCAUGGA
Molecule: messenger RNA, 4126 nt
Organism: Lagopus muta (rock ptarmigan)
Lineage: Eukaryota; Metazoa; Chordata; Aves; Galliformes; Phasianidae
Gene: MAPK8IP1
Product: mitogen-activated protein kinase 8 interacting protein 1
Exons: 14
Coding region: 917-3199 (760 amino acids)
Biological process (GO): regulation of JNK cascade
Cellular component (GO): cytoplasm
Molecular function (GO): protein binding
Source: RefSeq, a predicted model, not a curated record